AUCAUCAAGACUGCCUAGAGUAGCAUCUCACUUGCAAUAUUACUUCAAUUCGAACUCCUCAUCAAACUCUCUCAGCUCUUUCCAUCUCUUCCAACUCCUUCACAUACAUUCAAAAUGACAUCCCAACAAACCUUUCGCCAACGCGACGAUUUUAGUGUCAUUUCGGCCGAAACUGAUGAAGGGACAGCUGGCAGGGUGACUUAUCUCAGCAAAAAUUCUGAUGGUAGGCAAUUUGAAGCUGUAUCACCGCCAAACAGCCUUCACGCCCAAAAGCUUGCUGAAAUCGCGAUGCUCGUCCAGUCGAAUCCACGCCAAAGUAAAAGCCACAAGAAGGCGCUUCCUACGCUGGGACGCAGUAGCAGUAGACGAGUUGCUCAGAUUGCUCCUGUUGCUUAUCAACAAACACCACCUGGAGUUCAGCAGGUGUCUUCCGCUGCUGAUCCGAGAGUGGUUUAUGAUUCCACUACUUCACAAACAUCGGAAGUUGUGGGCAGUGGUCCAGCGCCUUUGAGUUCGCAGGCACAACAUCCAUAUGCAACUUACACUUCAGCACAGCCGUAUUCCCAGCCGCAAAGCGGACAGGAAAAUAGUUAUGAGCAACAACAGUAUCAGCAAUAUCAGGAACCAAAUCCGCUAUCGACUCAGUACACUGUUGCUCCACCACAAGGCCCAAGCUCUUAUGUUUCCGAUUUACACCAGGGGCCAGUACACCAGAAUCCGCAUUACCAGGCCCCUGAGGUGCAUCGAUACGCAACAGAGCAGCAAAUCGGAUAUAGUGUAAAGACAAGAGCUGGCGAAAUGAGAGUAAGCGCUCCUGUGGGUAGCAGGGAAGCGAUGGCCUUUGAUGGAUUGGUGGAAAAGGUGUCGUCCAAGAAGGAACACAGAGAUGACAAAGAAAGGAGAGCAGCAAAGCGAAGCUCCCAAAAAGAACACGAAAGGAAGAGUAGUGGGUGGGGGUGGUGAUGGUGAUGGUGAUGAAAGCUCAAAGUCUGAAUGGUCAACGAUAUUGAACCCACAAAGGAAUAGUUAGAUGUCAAUUUGUUCUAUCUUAAAUGAAUGUUGAUAUGAAAUGAACG
Hyaloscypha bicolor E is the source of this 1076-nucleotide messenger RNA. RefSeq lists its product as uncharacterized. The coding region runs from base 115 to 963 and encodes 282 amino acids. NCBI's taxonomy places the organism in Eukaryota, Fungi, Ascomycota, Leotiomycetes, Helotiales, Hyaloscyphaceae. The record is from RefSeq and is a predicted model, not a curated record. The transcript is spliced from 2 exons.